This is a messenger RNA of Salarias fasciatus (jewelled blenny), 2153 nucleotides long. RefSeq names its product intercellular adhesion molecule 3. The record is from RefSeq and is a predicted model, not a curated record. Gene Ontology annotation, molecular function: integrin binding. Gene Ontology annotation, biological process: cell adhesion. The coding region runs from base 189 to 1283 and encodes 364 amino acids. The transcript has 5 exons. Lineage: Eukaryota; Metazoa; Chordata; Actinopteri; Blenniiformes; Blenniidae.
UUCACACACUCAGUCAGUCACUCUCUCUCACACACACAGUCCGCAGCUCCGGAGCGUCUCUACUCUGUGGUUCUCUGUCAAACAGCCUCUUCAGGACCGGACUGUUCUUUUUCCUUCCACUCUGGGAUUGUCUGGGAUCCACCCUCGGUUGUUUUUUUCCUUUUUUUUCCCCCACCAGAGAUUCGGACAUGUUGCUCCUGUUUCUGCCUGCGCUGCUGGCUCUGCUCAGAGUUCACGUUCUCGCCUGCAAUGAAAACUGUCCAGAUCCGCCUGUUUUCACUCCGUCCACACUGGUAGUGAAGUACACUGACUCCAUUUCUAUCAAAUGUGUUGCAACUGAGGAUGCCAGCCUCCACAAUGGGCUGGAAGUAGCAGUAGGAGACACAGAGCGAGACACAAACAGCUCAGCCACGUGGACCUGGUGGGUUCCCAGCAUGUUGGAAUGGGACACGUCUGCCGUGUGCUUUUAUGAAGCCAAGCCCGGACUGCAGUGCUGCACCAUCCUUCCUUUAACCGUCUAUCAGCCUCCGGAACAGGUGUCCAUCAGCAUCGUGAACCACACCGGGCCGAUGUUUGAACACGAGGAGUACACGCUGCAGUGUACCGUACGUGAAGUGGCUCCUGUGCAGAACCUCACUGUGACCUUCUACAGAGGAAGGACAGUGUUGGGUAAAGUCAGGUCCAAAGCAACGUCGAGGACACCGGUGACCGAGAUGUUCGCUCUGAGCAUCAACACCACCAAAGAAGACGACGGCACCAAGCUGUGGUGUCAAGCGGAGUUAGAACUGGGACCUGCCGGACCGCAGGACCCUGUGAUCAUGCCAUCAGAAGAAGUUCUUUCCACAGUUUACUAUGGACCUUACCUGGAGGGCACGGCCAGUCCGCAACCCAUCACACUCAUAAAGGGAAGCCCUCUGCACCUGAACUGCUCGGCGGUGGGAAACCCGCAGCCCUCGUACUCCUGGACGCUGCCGUCGGGUCACUCUGCCAGCCACAACGGCAACGUUCUCACCGUCUCAGCUGUAGGUUAUGAGCAUGCAGGAAAGUACGUCUGCAACGUGACGGGCAACUCAAAGGCGGCCACUGUGGAGUUCAGCGUGGACGUCCAAGCGGACAUCACUCCAUACAUUAUAAUCGGGGUCGUAGUAGGUGUGCUUCUGCUUUGCGCUGGAGCUAUAUUCACAUUCAGCCGCUACUACAAACACACGCGCAUGGGACAAUACAACCUGAAGGACGUUUUCCGGCUCCACGCCAAGCACAUCGCUGUGCCCAGUGACGCGUAAGGGAGUGUACAAGAAGAGCAGAAGGAGUGAGAUGUGGAUGGACAGUCACCGCUGUGUAGAUUUAGAUUGCAACUUUCACGCUGCAGCUUCUCCAACAUGAGCGUUUCUCCUCCCUAUUUCUCACCAUCGGUCUCUUGAUAGGCGUGGCGUAAAAACCAAAUCUGGCCACACGGGGAGAGUUUUAACGUCGAAAUUGCUCCGUGGGGAAAAGGGAAUCAACAGAAAGGUUUGUAACCACAUUGCAGCUCCAGCACAACACAAAGAAGUGUGUGUCGUUUGUCAAUAAUUAAUUAAAUCAACACACUCACACAGUUCAGCAGCACAUGAAGCAGAAGCAGUCAUUUUUGCAUACAAGCUGAAUCAUUCAAUGAGGAAGAAGCAUCAGUCACGUCUUCCACCACUUUGAGUCUGGUACACAGAAAUGACCCGUCCUGUUCAAUAAGCUGGACAAAAUGUCCACAACAACACUGCUGUUCCACAUAUGAGUGUGUUACACAGGGUGCACACAGUAAAUAUGAAGAUUUGACAGCAUUUCAAGCGAAAUAAUGUCUAUGAUUUUUUAAAAUUCUCUUUCUGUGUUAUAUGGCUUUGUAUAUGGCUCUGCUGACAUGUGUCUGUCUGUCUUUACGGACCUGAAUGAUGUGACUUUCUGAACUUUACAACUGCUUGUGAAACCACCUAGAAUUUGAGAGAGGUUUUUUCCCCCAAACUGAAGUCAGAGUCCCAGCAACUGUCACCUCCUACAAGUGUGUUUGUGCUCGCGGUUACUUAGUAACGUGCUUGAUGAGAAGUUACAAAGAUCUGUACACUGGGAAGUCAUGAGGAAACUCUUUUUUUGUCGUCUUUUUAUGUGAAUGUGAAUAAAUUAUU